This is a messenger RNA of Aspergillus japonicus CBS 114.51, 500 nucleotides long. RefSeq lists its product as uncharacterized. The transcript has a single exon. NCBI's taxonomy places the organism in Eukaryota, Fungi, Ascomycota, Eurotiomycetes, Eurotiales, Aspergillaceae. The coding region runs from base 146 to 433 and encodes 95 amino acids. The record is from RefSeq and is a predicted model, not a curated record.
UACCUCUACGUUUUAAUUUUUUUUUCUCGUCCGUCUUAUCUCCUUGGUUCUCUUUGUCUCUUCUCACGCUCGUUAUUUGCCACUUGAAAGUCACUUUUAGCAUGUCUUGAAAUUUGCCUGGGAGGAUGUCUGCUUUUUUGUCGUUAUGAGCAUGCAUAAAACGCACUGGGCCUGUGGGAGGAACUUGUCGAUUUGCACUUGUUUUUUGCUUUCUUAUAUAUGGAGGCAUACCGCCUAUUUACCUCGCUGUCUGUCUGGUCAGAUUUAUCACAUACCAUUCAGAUGGACCUACCAUUCUUGUCUGGAUGGCGAAUACCACGUUCAACUUAUCCGUGAUGACUUGACUGACGUGGAAGAAUUCUAUCAUCAUCCCCUGGUGGAUACCACUUUAAACCUUUUCGUGCCUAAUGUCGCCGACUACAUCGCACCAUAAGUUACCUCCGAAGUCCGAGAUUGUCCGUUGACAAGGAGGUAUGAAAAGUAACGUAAUGUACAAUACG